GUUUUUUGUGUGCUCGAGUUAGAUUGAGCCAGCUUAGUGAGAUGGCGGCAGUCAUGGCUUCCCCGUCGCCGGCGCGGGCCUUCGACUUUGACUACCGGUCCCCGGCAAGGGUGGAGGGCUCGCCUUUGCCCUGCGGGCCUGGGUGCAGCGACCGGCUGGAAGAGGUCUGCGCAGCAUCGCAGAAGCGAGUGAUGCAGUGGCGGAAGGAGCGGAGCCAGGCCAUGAACCUCGCGGCCCAGCGGGGUUUGCAGGAGAUCCUCCACGAGGAGGAUGUGCUAGAUGAGCUCCAGGCGGAUCUCGUUGCCGUUGAGGAGCUGAUGGAGGCGGCGCGCCACUUUCGGGAAGAGGGCUCCAAGCUGGGCGAGGCAGUGCUUCAGUGCAUGAAGGCGGCGGGCGACCGCACAGAGGUCAUUGCGCAGGCCAAAGAAAUCCUGCGCGGGGCACGGGAGGAUUACCGCAAGGAGCUUGACGCAGAGGAAAGGCGGCUGGCAGAGAUGAAGGAGGCCAGCCGCGCCCAGCAGCUGGACAUCGAGGACUUCCUCUGGCGGUACAGCCGGUGCCUGGGCCUCGAGGUGUCGCGGGUCGCCGCGCAGACGGUGAAGCUCAACUUCACGCUUCUGGACGAGGCGACGCCAGAACGUGAGUUCUCCGUGGUGCUCUGCCUGGCCAAGGAGGGCUACGCUGCUUCGAGCUGCAGCCCUGAGGUGCCUGAACUGCCAGAGCUUGUGGAGCGCCUCAAUCAGGACGCUCUCAGCGCGUCCGCGGUCCCACUGUUUGUUUGCGGCCUCCGCCGAGCUUUCGCUGCUGUUUGAUGCCAGCACCACGCCAAUGAUUCCAACGAGGAGAGUAACGCAGUGCGAUGGCAGCCGCGACGGCCACAUGCCCUCGCGAUUUGCCCAGAAGGGCUCCAUCAUUUGUUUUUUAUCCAAAUUCAUGCACAGCAUCGGAUGCAUCGGGCAUCCCUUGGCGGCUUGCUGGAACAGGAUCCGUUGCAAGGCUUUGUUUCACCGACACCCAAGCGCGCCACGGGCUCCUGAUGUGCACCUGGUGUGUCAGAGUUUGCAGUGACCGCCCCUUGCUGACACACCUGGCUAAUUCGCCGGAGCCUCUCGCGUUCGAGCCAAAUGCC
This is a messenger RNA of Effrenium voratum, 1129 nucleotides long. The record is from the annotation of a GenBank genome assembly. Lineage: Eukaryota; Dinophyceae; Suessiales; Symbiodiniaceae.